CCGAGGCGGGGCGGUCCCAGGGUGGUUCCGGGGCGAUGUGAGGCGGUCCCGGGGCAAUGCGGGGCGGUCCUGGGCCGGUCCCGGGGCGAUGCGGGGCGGUUCCGGGGCGGUCUCGUGUCCGCCCUUAUAGCGGCGGCGGCGGCGGUUCCCGGGGCGGCGCGGCCGCCAUGGACCUGCACAUCCUGGAGCACCGGGUGCGGGUGCUGAGCCUGGCCCGCCGUGGGCUCUGGCUCUACACCCACUCGCUGCUCAAGCUGCUCUUCCUGCCCCAGCGCUGCCGAUGCAAGUUCUUCAGCCUGACGGAGACCCCCGAGGACUACACGGUCAUGCUGGACGAGGAGGGCUUCAAAGAGCUGCCACCCUCCGAGUUCAUGCAGGUGGCAGAUUCCACGUGGCUGGUGCUCAGCGUCGUCUCCAACGGGCGGGAGCCCCCCGGCUGCCAGGCCACCGGUGUCACCAAGAUCGCGCGCUCGGUCAUUGCGCCGCUGGCCGAGCACCACGUCUCGGUGCUGAUGCUCUCCACGUACCAGACCGACUUCAUCCUGGUGCGGGAGCGGGACCUGCCCGUGGUGAUCCACACGCUGGCCGGGGAGUUCGACAUCUACAGGGAGGAGAGUGGCGAGUGUGUCCCCAUCACCUGCGAUGACGUGAGCAACGGCUUCCUCAAGCCCAAGCCACCUGCCAGCCCCACGCUGCACCCGGUGCAGAGCCCCCAGACGCGCUUCUGUGUCCUGACGGUGGCCCCCGACACGCUGCCCGCCAUCGCCACCAUGCUCAUCGACGUCCUCUUCUACUCCCACAGCAGCCCCCCCUGGGAUGCAGCCACCGGCAGCCAGGACCUCGACUCCAUCACCUUCUUCUCCUUCUCCCUCAUCGAGGGCUACAUCUCCAUCGUGAUGGAUGCCGAGACCCAGAAGCGCUUCCCCAGUGACCUCCUGCUGACCAGCUCGACGGGGGAGCUGUGGCGGAUGGUGCGCAUCGGGGGGCAGCCCCUCGGCUUCGACGAGUGUGGCAUCGUGGCGCAGAUCGCGGAGCCGCUGGCGGCCGCCGACAUCUCAGCCUAUUACAUCAGCACCUUCAACUUCGAUCACGCCUUGGUCCCCGAGGAGGGCAUUGCUGAGGUGAUCCAGAUGCUGCAGCAGCGGCAGGAGGGCGGCAGAUAGCGGCUGUCCCCGGAAUGACUGUCCCAGCGCGGUGUCCCCCUGCUCCCCACCCCUGUUCAGUAAUUGUUCGUUUUAAUGAUCCCCCGGCACAGGACAGAGCGGGCACAGCAUCGCUCCCUCUCUGCUGGGGAUGUGGUGGCUUUGGGGACGUGGUGGCCCUGUGGCAGUGAGCACUGGCCCCCAGGAGAGGGGUCAGUCCCUGGGUGCCAUCCUCUCCCUCUAGCCUGGCCUCUGUGGGGUGGGUGGCCCAGGGAGAGUGGCUGUGUCCAGGUGGAGGGGACAUGGUGGGGACAUGCCAAAGAGCAGUGAUGUGCCACCAUGGUGCUAUAGGGGACAGCCUGGGGCUGAUGGGAUGUGUCCCCUUGGGAAGGGAGCAGUGGCCACGAUGCUCAGGAACACCCCUGGACUAGCCCCGUGGAGGGGAGAGCAUUCCUGGAGCUGGGGUUCCCCUGGCACCCCAAAAAUCUCCAAGGGGGCAGUGGAGGGGCUUUGGUUCAAUGCCAGCCCUGGCUGUCACCUGUCAUGGAGGAGUGACAGUGACACCCAGCGCCUCACAAGUUGUAUUUUCACAUAGUUUUUGAUAAGUCAAUAAAAUUCUUAUUGUUUUUA
Molecule: messenger RNA, 1772 nt
Organism: Pyrgilauda ruficollis (rufous-necked snowfinch)
Lineage: Eukaryota; Metazoa; Chordata; Aves; Passeriformes; Passeridae
Gene: CASTOR1
Product: cytosolic arginine sensor for mTORC1 subunit 1
Exons: 9
Coding region: 57-1163 (368 amino acids)
Biological process (GO): negative regulation of TORC1 signaling; cellular response to L-arginine
Cellular component (GO): cytosol
Molecular function (GO): arginine binding
Source: RefSeq, a predicted model, not a curated record